GCGAAUUUUGUUUCUCUCUCAUCAGCUCUCUGUUGAGAGAGAUGGGGUUUAUUUUUUUAUGAUCAAAAUAAAUAAGAUGAGUACGCAUCCAUUUUGUUUUGUCUUUUCCGUGGAAGUGGAUGCGUACGACCGGCCGGCUGACUGUAGGCUGAACUAUCAGUUUACAGAAUUCAGGACUAGGAGUAGGCUAGUUAGUAAGGCGCAUAAAAGAAGAGAAGACCAAAAUUGGGCCGAACUGAUUACAACAACAAAAAUUCUUCUAAAACAUCUUGGGCCAGCCUACUACGCGUCGUGAACGGCUUCCUUUUCUUCCGAUACAAGUCGCACGUACCCUGACAUGACACUGACGGAGGAAAAUUUUCGGAAGAUGCUUCUCGCAGUAAGCAGAGAAUGUACAGAACAAGAGAAGAACAUGCUGCAAGUUCUUCUCAGAAAUUACCUCAGUAACCUCACUGAGGUACAGGGUGCGAAGUCUGUCCUUGAAUUACUUGAUAUGCUCAUAAGAGAAGGGCACCUGACUAGAAAUAACUUGGACAUUCUAUACGAAUGCAUCAAGCUGAUUAAUGCUUAUCAUUUGCAAGAUAUAAUUAGAAAAUAUUGUAGCUGCCCAGAUAUAAAAAAUCAUGAAAUUAAAUUGAUUCCAAAAGAAAGACAGGCUAUAAUCGCAUGUGGAAAUGCAUUGACAAAAAAAGAAAUUGGUGAACUUGAAUUUAUAUAUAAAUUAAAUAAUUCCCGUGAUGUUUGGGACUUCUUGGUAAAACUGGAAGAUAAAUUGGACAUAGGUCAUGAUAAGACGAAGAUGGACCAAUUCUUGUCGCAAUUGAAGGAUUUGAAUAUGUCAAGACCUCUACAAAAAAUGGAGUUGAUUUUAAAGGAUAAAAGACCAGAAGAAAGGCCAAAAAGACAUUGUGACUGUCAAAAGAGAAAGAGAAGAUUGGUUGAAAAUGCAUCCAGGUUGAGACAGGCAGAAAUACCAGAUUAUUUCCCACUAAGAAAGAAUAAUCAACCUACCAUGGUAUUAAGGAGCAAAUGCCAAGAUAAUGGGCAUUGCAGCUAUAAGAAGCCACGGAUUAGUGAUGCACACGGUGGUAAAGAAAACAUUCCUCUGGACUAUUAAACAUUUUGUUUUAAAGAUUUUAAUCUAGACCUGUAUAUAAGAUUGUUUUCAAUACAAUAAUUGAAUAUUUAUUACUGCAGAUUUUCAUUAAAAAUUAACCCUCAUUUGCAUCAAAAUCCUAGGGUGCUUUGAAUUAGGUAUUGUGCACUAGAACAUAUUUUAAAUGUUUUAAUUCAAUGAAUGGUUUUGAAGCAGUGGACUUUCUUCCCUUUAUAUAAUUUAAAAUUUUUAAACUAAUGUAGUAUAUGCUGUUUACUUUUAAGCUUUAUCCAAGUCUCUCACACUCGCUUCAAUAAUUAAUAAAACUUUGAAUACAGUACAGUAUCACGAUUUCUAAUGUGAUUGUUUUUAUAUGUUAAUAUAACAAAUAAAUAUUUAAGCUUUAAUUGUUACAUUUCAUAAUAAUUUUAUAACUCUUAACCAGGCAAUGGUUUUGAUAAAAAUGUCACAAGCAUAAUUCAUCAUGUAAAUACUUUAUAAAAAUUAGGUAAAAUUCUGUACAAUGCUAAAUCAUAAUUUAAAAGAUCUUAACUGUCUACUGAUAUACAGGUCUACCUCCAAAUAAGGGCCACUUUUGGGACUGGGUUUCCAUGGUCUGUAAUUAGAAUAAUAAGAUACAGUCAAACUUGCCUAAGUUGACGUGUUUUCCAUUAACAAUCUGUAAAUCGAAAAAUAUUUCAAGGGCAUUUUGGAUUAGACAAGUUCAGCUGUAAUAUACACCAGAUAAAAGAGAUUAGUUGAUAUGGGACCAUAGAGAGGUGGUCUUAUAUUGGAGGGAGACCUGUACUCACAACAUACAGGUAUGAACUGCUUUUUUGUAUAUUGCUGGUAGAAAAUUAGAGUUACAAAAUUAUCAGUAGACAAUCCUUAGAGUGGUUAAAUAAAUAAAUUUCUAAUACAGUAA
Messenger RNA from Anneissia japonica, 2021 nucleotides. RefSeq lists its product as uncharacterized. Gene Ontology annotation, molecular function: protein binding. NCBI's taxonomy places the organism in Eukaryota, Metazoa, Echinodermata, Crinoidea, Comatulida, Comatulidae. Bases 338 to 1117 code for a protein of 259 amino acids. The transcript is spliced from 5 exons. The record is from RefSeq and is a predicted model, not a curated record. Gene Ontology annotation, biological process: regulation of apoptotic process.